UAUUCCAUUCCAGGCUGCCCCAGUAAUUCCAUUCAACAAAUAACCAAUUCUCCAAGAUUUCCCAUAUCCUGUUCUUUUGUUCUUGUUUCUCUUAUUACGUCAAACAUGGCAGCAAUUCCUCCACCAUCUUCAGAAAACUCAUCAUCAUCAGGUUUCCAUGAUUUCUUGCCUGUUAUGGCUAACAAGCUUGGAGGGGAUGGUCUGAUAGGGGAACUGUGCAAUGGGUUCAACCUAUUGAUGGAUAGUGAAAAAGGGGUCAUUACUUUUGAUAGUCUGAAGAAGAAUUCAGCCUUGUUGGGGUUACAGGACUUGACAGAUGAUGAUUUAAGGUCCAUGAUGAAAGAAGGCGAUUUUGAUGGUGAUGGGGCACUUAAUCAGAUGGAGUUUUGUGUGUUAAUGUUCAGGUUGAGCCCUGAUUUGAUGGAAGCAUCUCGCUUUUUGGUUGAAGAAGCUUUCGAACAAGAAUUCAAGGAUUUUCAUUGAUAUUUUGGUCCUUUUGUUUUUCCUUUUUCUUUUCUUGUCUCUUCCAAAUUUGUUGUUAUAAUGAAAUUGUUGAAUAUACAGAUAGAGCAGAAAAAAAGUUGAUCAAUAUGUUAUUCAUUUGCA
Molecule: messenger RNA, 606 nt
Organism: Durio zibethinus
Lineage: Eukaryota; Viridiplantae; Streptophyta; Magnoliopsida; Malvales; Malvaceae
Product: calcium-binding protein KRP1-like
Molecular function (GO): calcium ion binding
Source: RefSeq, a predicted model, not a curated record